Molecule: messenger RNA, 411 nt
Organism: Dermacentor silvarum
Lineage: Eukaryota; Metazoa; Arthropoda; Arachnida; Ixodida; Ixodidae
Exons: 2
Coding region: 1-411 (136 amino acids)
Source: RefSeq, a predicted model, not a curated record
AUGGCAGCCAGCGGCCAGCCAGCCGCCGGCAGCCAGCCUCUGGCCCAGCCAGCGGCCAGCCAGCCGGCCAGCCAGCCGGACAGCCAACGCCUAUGGCCAGCCGCCGGCCAGCCAGCCGGGCCAGCCAGCCAGCCAGCCCGCAGCCAGCCAGACCAGCAGCCUCCAACUGGCCAGCUCCCAAGCCAGGCCAGCCCCGCCGACGCCCCAGCCAGCCAUCCGCCAGCCUUAUGUAGCCAGCCAGCCCAGGCCACGCCAGUCAAGCCGCCAGCCAGCCAGCCAGCCAGCCAGCCAGCCAGCCAGUUCCCCAGCCAGAACCAGACAGCCAGCCCCAGCCAGACAGCAGCCAGCCAGAAACUGUGCUUUCUAAGGCCACCCAGUAGACCAGCAUUGCAAGACGUAGUGUUCGCCUAA